Molecule: messenger RNA, 957 nt
Organism: Mercenaria mercenaria
Lineage: Eukaryota; Metazoa; Mollusca; Bivalvia; Venerida; Veneridae
Product: trichohyalin-like
Exons: 3
Coding region: 1-957 (318 amino acids)
Source: RefSeq, a predicted model, not a curated record
AUGCCAAAGGAGAUGGAGAGGUCAGUGGUCAGCGAAGCAAUUAGCAGGAGAAAAGCAACAGCUAAGGGAGUCUUGAAAGCAGAAGAUGAAGUAUAUGAGGAAGAAAUAACAGGUGAUAGAGAAUUUAGUUAUAAUGAAAACGAUGAGGAACUUGAACUUAAACAAAAGAUUGAACAACUACAGAUACAGAAAAGAAAUGUUGAAGAAAAGAUAGAACGAAACAAAUUAUUGAAAGACAUGCAAAAAAAGGAAAAAGAAAAGAAAAGACUGAAGGACUUACAGUCAAAGAAAGAAAUGCAAAGAAGGAAAGCAGAAAAGUUGUUGAAGCUGAUUAAAAGAUUAAAAGGAGAGACUAGAACACGAGAAAGAUUUUGCUUACAGUACCUCCGUCUACAACAAACAAGAGAUAUCAUAGACAAACUGGAAAGUGUUUAUGGAAAUGUUAGAUCCGGAGAAUCUGUUUUAACAGAAUUUUACAUGGCAAGACAGAAAAGAGAUGAAGGAAUUGCAGAAUGGGGUAUUAGAUUAGAGAGUAUUAUACAGACAGCUAUACAGAAAGGACAUAUACAAGAUAGUCAAAAGGAUGAAAUGCUUAAGACCAGGUUUUGGAGGCAACUUUAUAAUGAAGACCUAAAGAAUGCCACAAGAAUGUACUUUGAGACUGCAAGAACGUUUGAAGAAUUGAGAAGGAAGUUUAGAAUAGAAGAGAACGAAAUGAAAAGUGCUCUAGAGAAACCCAUAAGAGAGGAGAAACGACACGCACUGAAGAGACAAACAGAAACACAUGAACAGAUGACAGUAUUACAAGACUUAGUAGAAAGGAUAAAGCAGCUGGAAACAGAAAUCUGUAAGACAAGAGAGACAGAAUAUGAAGAUAGAAGAAGGUACAGAAAUGAAAAUAGAGCAGAUACAGAAUAUCACAGAAAAGACGAGGAAUACAGCAGUAGGGAGCAGUAG